GGAUCCUGCAAAGGUGAAGGGAAAGAUUGUUCACUGCAUUCUAGCAGAGUAGGGCACUGAUUCUGUUGUUAAAGGGAUGGGUGGUAUUGGCACUAUACUUGAAAGUGGGGAAUUUCUUGAUGUUGCUCAAAUUUUUAUGGCACCAGCAACCAUGGUCAAUGUCUCCGAUGGCCAAGAAAUUGAGGAUUAUGUACAUUCCACAAGAUCACCUUCAGCAGUGAUAUACAACUCCCGCGAAGUGAGAGUCCCUGCUCCUUUUGUUGCUUCAUUUUCAACUCGGGGUCCCAAUCCAGGCUCAAGUUACGUUCUCAAGCCUGAUAUUGCAGCACCAGGAGUUGACAUCUUAGCAGCUUACACUCUUUUGAAAUCACUCACGGGGCUGGAAGGGGAUACUCAGUAUUCAAAGUUCACGCUCAAGUCUGGGACUUCCAUGGCAUGCCCUCAUGUUGCUGGUGUUGCUGCUUAUGUGAAGUCGUUUCACCCAAAUUGGACUGCAGCUGCUAUCAAAUCUGCAAUCAUGACCACAGCAAAACCAAUGAGCCAGAGGGUGAACAAUGAGGCUGAGUUUGCCUAUGGUGCUGGACAACUGAAUCCCUCUGGGGCAAUCAACCCUGGUUUAAUCUAUGAUAUGGAUGAGAUGUCUUAUAUUCAGUUCCUUUGUCAUGAGGGCUACAAUGGAUCCUCCAUAGCAGCUUUAGUGGGUUCAAAAUCCAUAAACUGCUCCUCUUUGCUUCCUGCAUUUGGCUAUGAUGCUCUGAACUACCCAUCUAUGCAGCUUCACUUAAAAUCAGGCCAACAAGAAACAGUAGGUGUUUUCCAGAGGAGCGUCACCAAUGUUGGCCCAUCUCCAGCUAUGUACAAUGCUACCAUUAAAGCACCCAAAGGAGUGCAAAUCACAGUCAAUCCCAAAACUCUCUUCUUCUCACAUGCCUUGCAGAAGCAGGGUUUCAAGGUGGUUGUAAAGGCAAAACCCAUUGCGACUUCCACAUUUACACUGCUAUCAGGCUCACUUGUAUGGAGAAGCACUCACCACACUGUGAGGAGUCCUAUAGUUAUUUAUGGCCCCGAAGACUAAUGUGAAGACAUUCCCAUUCCCUGGUUCUGUACCUCUAUUUGUUAUUAACUAGAACAAUUUUUAAGGAUGCUCAAGAGAACAGUUUGUUUUUGUCUAUUAGUAAUCAACAAAGAGCAAAAAUGUCCUUUAUUGUUGAUGAAAUAGUUCUGCUGGAUUGCCAAUAGGCAGAAUUUUCUGGCCCUUGUUUUGUUUUACAUUAGUAAUUCAGCACACUGAACAAAUUCUGGACCCAAAGUUAGACGCAGGUUGCAGAGGCUCAAUCUAUUCCUACUUGAGAUACCUUCAAGCUUCAAGCUUCAAGCCAGUUAUUCCUUACCCAUUCUUUAUAUUGCCUUUUGUUCUUCCUGUAUUAAGUAUUAGCUGAAGUUUCUCUUUGGAUUUUCCAAGUCUCCCCUUUCGUAUCUCGACAAGAUAUCCCACUGAGAUGUGCAAACAUUGCAAGUGCCUCAAAGUGGUAAGGUGCCUAAUACCAUUAUUGUUGUAGCAAGUUGGUCAUAUUAAUGGAACCCCACAGAAUAUAAAAUAGCAGAUUGUUG
Rubroshorea leprosula is the source of this 1611-nucleotide messenger RNA. Lineage: Eukaryota; Viridiplantae; Streptophyta; Magnoliopsida; Malvales; Dipterocarpaceae. The record is from the annotation of a GenBank genome assembly.